Messenger RNA from Physella acuta, 1070 nucleotides. RefSeq lists its product as uncharacterized. Lineage: Eukaryota; Metazoa; Mollusca; Gastropoda; Physidae. Gene Ontology annotation, cellular component: membrane. The record is from RefSeq and is a predicted model, not a curated record.
UGAACUGUGUUUUCAAAUGUGUUAUACCUGGUUCCUAAAUGAAAUGGAAAGCUGAGCUUAACAACGUUGUGCAAUUGCAACCAGUCAAUGAUUGUGAAGAUGCGAUGACCAUGGACCAAGGCGGAGACAAAAAUAUCUCUUUGAGUGCUGACGAGGAUGACUAUGAGCCUGAACUUUCAGACCAAGGCCACAAGAGGCGAGAGUCUGGUCAUAAUUGGGAAGAACGAUCCACCAAUCAAGCAGGACACACAGAGAGCUAUGGCCAGGAUUACUACGAUUAUGAAUAUGAUGAGUCGACAGCAGCUGACCAACUGACUGACCAAAGGGAUCAUUACACCAUGAAGGGGAUAGGAGACAAUGAUAAAUACUACGAUGACGACGAUUGUGAACCUCUUGAAUCCAGUGUAGACAACCCACAUCAUUAUUCAGACGACACCCCGGCCCGAAAUGAACAACAAGCUUACUCGCACAAUAAAAGAUCAGCCUACCCCAAGAGGGCUUAUGAUGCUCACAAAUACACAUGCGCCACACCCACAUCCCCAUCCAUAGUCCCAAGUGACCCUAGGACCAACAACGUGGAACAAAAUAAACCCCAGCCCACACCUUAUGUACAGAAUUACAGGGAUAACACAUCAGUGGUGAACACCCCGAAUUCGAGAGAUGCACCUGCACCACAAAUGGGUGCGAUUGGGCCACGAAUGACAGAGGAGCCAUUCCAAGAUGUUCCUAGUUACAAAUGCAUUAGCAUACUUGUUAUGCUCUUCUGCUGUCUACCACUAGGUAUAGCUGGACUGGUGUAUACAUUUUCUGCUGACAACCUAAAAAUCCGAAGAAAAUACUCGGAGGCCAAGAAGGUCGCGAAGAAGGCAGAAACCCUGAAUGUCAUGGGCGUAUUUUCUGGCAUCCUCAUCUGGACAUACAACGUCUAUAGCUUCUUCGCUCGGCUCCAAAGUCAGCAGAACAAUUAACAAGGAAAUACUUAAAGCCAUACAGAUACAGACACAGACACAGACACAGAUACAGAUACAGAUACAGAUACAGAUACAGAUACAGAUACAGAUACAGAUACA